Fundulus heteroclitus (mummichog) is the source of this 2528-nucleotide messenger RNA. RefSeq names its product distal-less homeobox 6a (gene dlx6a). Bases 1242 to 1982 code for a protein of 246 amino acids. The transcript is spliced from 3 exons. The record is from RefSeq and is a predicted model, not a curated record. Lineage: Eukaryota; Metazoa; Chordata; Actinopteri; Cyprinodontiformes; Fundulidae. Gene Ontology annotation, molecular function: RNA polymerase II cis-regulatory region sequence-specific DNA binding; DNA-binding transcription factor activity, RNA polymerase II-specific. Gene Ontology annotation, biological process: cell differentiation; embryo development; regulation of transcription by RNA polymerase II.
AACUAGAAUUUAAAUUCCUACUUUACCACUACAGAGGGAAAUAACAUAUCUACCCUUAUUUUUUUUUUAUUUUUUUAAUCGAACAUCACAGCCCUGAGACGCAUGGUGUAUAAUUUACAUAUAUUGAGGACCCUAUCGGGCCUCAUGUUACAACGGGGAUAAAAGACACUGUCAGUUUAUCCGGGUAUCCAGCCUUCCCUUUUGCAAAAAUAACCUAUUGUACCUCAGGCAUAUUGUUGUUUGAUGUGUCACAUGUGCUGCAUUUUGAAUCAUUUGGGGGAUCUUUAAUCACAUGGUCAGUAGCUCCAGUUAUAAUAUAUGUAACCUUGGAGGAGGAGGGAGAGGGGGGGAUGCGUAAAAGACUGGACCGCUCAUUUUACUACAUCAAAGCAUACUACCAUGCAAACAAAAAAAAUAAACAAAAAACGGAAUAAAUACAGGUAAAUGACAAUGAUUAAAAUAUUUUAACACGUACACGUGUAAAAUACAGUCCGCAUAAGACCAUUUGCUUUUAAGAUUAUCUUCUUAAGGUGUUAUGUGAGUUAUUUAGAUUGACCUAUAAUACCCUAUACACUGAUGCUUGCUCUUAUUUAAUUAGUUUCUUUAUGGGUGGGGGGUGGGGGGGUAACUGAGACGGAUACAUACAUUCUGCUAUCUCAUCUAACUUAAUUAAAGUGCACUCAAUAUUAAGCGUCGUGCGUAAUUUCCAGCUACGAUGUGAAAUGACAGGAAAGAAAAGGGGAAAAAAUCGCUUCUGCGCAUCCGCCAGAGCUGUUUUUUAAACUUGUCUAUAGGAAUUAGGCGUCUUUCCCCGCCACAUAUUGUUUUCUCCCCCCCGCAUUUGUGGUGGGAGCUGGUAAGGUGGGUUAACUCCAGCUCAAGUCUCCGUAAAAGCGCAGAGCACUGAUGACGUUGGGCCGGAUGACCAAUCGGGAGGCGCUGCCCUUUGGAGACAAACCAUUUUACUUGUAGUGUCUGCAUCAAGUCUGCAAGCGAGGGCUCAAUUUUAACAGAAUCCACCUUAAAAUCUCUCCCUUAACUUAUGCCUACCUUCCGCCACUUUGAGCGAGAAUACCGCAGGAUAAGAGAGGUGGGGGGAUAAAGACGGCAUCGAGAAAUUUGGGGUGUUAAUAGGAGAAAGGGGGGAGGAAGAGACAACAGCGCAGCGAGAGAGCGAAAAACCGAUUUGGUCUUGAGAGAGGAGGGGGUGGGGGGUGAGUGCUCUCAAGGCAGAAAAUUCGAUGAUGACCAUGACAACGAUGGCUGACGGUCUGGAGGCUCAGGACUCGUCCAAGUCUGCGUUCAUGGAGUUUGGGCAGCAGUCGCACUCGCAGCAGAGCUCCCCGUCGAUGGCCGGCGGCCACUACCCGCUGCACUGCCUCCACUCCGGCUCACACGCACACCACCAGCACGACAGCACCGCGUACCCCGGGACCAACACAUACAACAGGUCGCUACCUUACCCUUACGUGAGCCAUCCGCACCACAGCCCGUACCUGCCGUCGUAUCACAACAACGCGGGAGGACAGACGCGGUUAGACGGUGCAGAGCAGCAGAAGACGACAGUGAUUGAAAACGGGGAGAUUCGGUUUAACGGGAAGGGCAAGAAGAUACGCAAGCCACGGACAAUCUAUUCCAGUUUGCAACUCCAGGCGUUGAACCACCGUUUCCAGCAAACCCAGUACCUCGCUUUGCCCGAGCGCGCCGAGCUGGCGGCCUCUCUGGGACUGACGCAAACGCAGGUAAAGAUCUGGUUCCAAAACAAGAGGUCAAAGUUCAAGAAGCUACUGAAGCAAGGCAGCAACCCGCACGAGAGCGACCCCAUCCCAGGCUCCAUGUCCCUAUCCCCGCGCUCCCCGACCAUCCCUCCGAUCUGGGACGUCUCGGCCUCUUCUAAAGGAGUGAACAUGCCGGCCAACAGCUACAUGCCCGGCUACUCUCACUGGUACUCGUCCCCACAUCAAGAUCCAAUGCAGAGAUAGACUGGCGAGGGUCAAUCAGAGGAGUCAGCAAAAUAUGUCUGCACGGAGGCCCUUUUCUGCGGGAUCUCCUCACAGUGCAGUACUUUUUUUUCCCGCAACGUAGCCUACAAUUUGGACGCUGGAGAGGAGCGAGAAGGUGCUGCUGCUCCUCUGCUGGAGGAUUAAACCAGCCAAGCCUCGGUGCGGGGACACAAACAAUGGGACUUCUCAUUGUUGUCACGCUGUUCAGUGCGCACGUUUUUUUUUUUUUUUUUUUUGUCAUGCUUUCAUUCAUGUCUACAUUUGAAAAUACCAAAUAUUACCAGUGACAUUUUGGUGGCCACUUUGGAGGCAAAAGACUGCUGACCAUACCCGUGCGCCAUUACGCAAAGAAACCUUUUUUUUCUUUUGCCAUGAUUACUCCCACUGACUGCAUUUUUCUUGUUUUUUUUUUCUUUUCCAACAUGCAAAACCAAGCAAAAUUGUCUGUAAAUAUAUUCUGCGACUUUAGUUGUACAUACACUUUUUAUGUUUUGUCAGAAUGAGUAAAACCGUGACUCAAAACAA